CUGAUGAUGAAAAACCGACUGGUGCUUGGUUAGGUGAUGACGACACUCCACUGGAAGGGUUCUCAUGGACACCUGGAUCAGAAAGGGAUACGAUUGGAAUUUUAAUGUGGAGUGAAAUAUUCCCAGUAACGUUACCAAAUGGAGAGAAAGUAAUAAAGUUUACUUGUUAAAAUAUCGAAAUGUAUAGCCUACUUAGUUCAUGAAUCGGGAUCGAACAUUCAUUUUUCAGGUUGCUGUAAUUUUCUAGGAUACUCAGGGAACGUUCGACAAUAACACUACGGUUAAAGAAUGCGCGAAAAUAUUCGCUUUGAGUACAAUGUUGAGCUCGGUGCAAGUGUAUAAUCUGUCAAAAAAAAUCAAAGAAGACGAUUUGCAAUAUUUACAGUUAUUCGCCGAUUAUGGACGUUUAGCAGCAGAAAGCACUCGCAAUAAAGCGCUUCAGAAUAAGCUACAAUUUCUCGUAAGAGAUUGGAGCCACCCAUAUGACUUCGAGUAUGGAUCGGCUGGGGGCCAAAAAUACAUCGAUAAAAUAUUAAAAACCUCAGGCAAACCACCGGGACUAAUAUCGUUGAGAAACGAUAUUAAAUCUUCUUUCGCCGACAUUAAAUGUUUCCUAAUGCCUUAUCCUGGAGUUAAAGUUGAUACGAAUCCUGAAUUUAAUGGAAAAUUAUCAGACAUUGAAACCAACUUCAAAGCUUACUUGAAGGAUUUCGUUACUGACCUUCUCUCCCCACAAAAUAUGAACCCCAAAGAAAUCAAUGGUGAAAAAAUCAACGUUAGCCAAUGGUUUAUGUACCUCGAGCGUUUCAUUCAUGAGUUCAGCCAUGAUUCGCUGCCUGAACCCAAAUCCUUAUUCGAAGCUACUGCAGACGCCAAUAACUUGUCAGCUGUUGCUGAGGCUAAGGAAACUUAUGACCAGUCGAUGUUACAAGCCUUUGAAUGUUCUAAACCGUUUUUAACCUCUGAAGAAUUUGAUAAUCAUCACAGAAAAUUCAAAGCGUUGGCAAUUGAGCAGUUUAGAGAAAAACGCAAAAUGGGAACUGAGGAAUUCUGCGAAUCGCAUAGACUCAAACUAGAAGACAGCAUCCGUUCAAGUUAUAAUCAAUUCAAACUAUUGAAUAAUUCCAAAAAAGAAGCAAGCAUGCAGGCCACUGUUACAAGAGCAAAAAAAGUUUACGGCGAGUUUAUGUUGCUGUGUGAAAAUGCUAAACCGUAUUUAAGUAGUAACCAGUUCAAACACGAGCACGAGAAGUUCGCAAAAAAAGCCUUGGACCUUUUUGAUGCCUAUUGCGAGAAAAACGUGGACGAUUUAAGCGAUGAAUACCGAAAUGAGUUGCUGGAGCAUAUUGAAACUGACAGUGUUCGAUUCUGGGCUUUUAAUAAACACAGAGCCGAAGCUAACAAUCAAUCGGCAAUUAAAGCAGCGAAAGAAAUCUACCAUAAGCAGAUGCUCGAGGCUACGGAAAAUUCCAAAUCACUGACCUUGGAAGAAUUAGAACAAGAGCAUGUAAAACACGAGGCAGUGGCCUUGCAAGAGUUCAUCAAUAAAUGUGUCGCCGGUGAAGACGAGUUCUCGCAGAGAUACAAGAAGGAGUUGAAAAAGAGGACGGUUACAUUCAUUUCAAAACAUUGAACAACGAAAAAAAGAGCAAAGCAGAAGCUUUCAAUCUAUCGGCUGCACAAUCAGCAAAAAACGCGUAUAAUCGGCUGAUGACGAUAGUUCUCGAGAAACCGCAAAUUUUGAACUCUGACCAAUUCAACGAUGAGCAUCAGAAAUGUAAAACUGCAGCUGUGGAACAGUUUAGAAACAGCUGCGACAAUGACGAUGAAUUUUCUCACGAGUGCCGGAUUAAAUUGGAAAAGGACAUCGAUAUGGAUCGUAAUUGUUUCCAAACUUGGAAUGAGAACAAAGACAGGAACAAUGCCACAAACAAUCGCUUGGAAAGAAGGAUAGAGCGAAGAAACAGUGUACGUGACUUUUUCAUCGGUACCUCGCUUAGUUCUAUCAUACUUGGAACAGCUAUAGGAGGCCCCCUUGGCCCCUUGAUUGCUGGCGUGAGUGGCGUGUUGGGUGGCGCGGUGAGUCGGGCCUUCAAGUAGCUGUGAAUAGAUUUUUUCCCUAUUUUAUGUACUGGAAUUAUCAUAUAAGUUCUUAUAAUUUAGUACCUACGAGUAAUUAUUCGAAUAUUAUGUUUUUCUUAACUAUCAUAAUAAAUACUAUGAUUUAUUUUUAGAAACUGAUUUUUGAACUGUUUAUUUCCCGAAAAAAAUAAUGAUAAUUUUAGGCUAGCUAACUGGCAAAAAUGGACUGUGUAGGCACGGCGACGAGUUCUA
Molecule: messenger RNA, 2334 nt
Organism: Planococcus citri (citrus mealybug)
Lineage: Eukaryota; Metazoa; Arthropoda; Insecta; Hemiptera; Pseudococcidae
Product: atlastin-like
Exons: 9
Coding region: 317-1633 (438 amino acids)
Biological process (GO): protein homooligomerization; endoplasmic reticulum organization
Molecular function (GO): GTPase activity; GTP binding
Source: RefSeq, a predicted model, not a curated record